This is a messenger RNA of Malaclemys terrapin pileata, 741 nucleotides long. RefSeq lists its product as uncharacterized. Gene Ontology annotation, biological process: neurotransmitter receptor internalization; positive regulation of synaptic transmission, glutamatergic; calcium ion transport. The record is from RefSeq and is a predicted model, not a curated record. NCBI's taxonomy places the organism in Eukaryota, Metazoa, Chordata, Testudines, Emydidae. Bases 1 to 741 code for a protein of 246 amino acids. Gene Ontology annotation, molecular function: channel regulator activity; voltage-gated calcium channel activity. The transcript has 6 exons. Gene Ontology annotation, cellular component: AMPA glutamate receptor complex; postsynaptic density membrane.
AUGCACCUGCAUGGCUCUGCCCUUUGGUGCCUGGAAGAGUUGCUGAAAUUUGGAGUGAGGCCGGAUGCAGCCGUGCCAAGUGCUCCUGUUCCAGACAGAGGAAUAUCGGGCUUGGGGUCGGCUGGCACCGUGCCCCACGCUGAGGACAGACCAGGUGGGCUGGCGCCACCCAUGGAAUCGCCCCUGGGGCUGCCAUGGUUAGAGAGUUUUAGGACCCAGGACUCCUGGGUUCUAGAGACGAUCCCCUGUCUCCAGCCACAAGUGGGGAGGAGGGUGCUGGUGCAAGGAAGUCCCCGUUGUCUGGUUGGGUGGGUGGCCCCACCCCGUCCCCCUGUCAAGCUGGAGUCCCUGAAGCGCUGGAAUGAGGAGAGGGUGGUGUGGUGUGAGAAGGGGGUUCAGAUCCUCCUCACCACCGUCGGGGCCUUCGCAGCCUUCGGCCUCAUGACCAUCGCCAUUGGUACUGACUACUGGCUCUACGCCCGCGCCUUCAUCUGUAACACCACCAACAUCUCCAGUGAGGAGAUGCCCCACAAGGACAAGAAGGACCCAGGGGGCCUCACUCACUCUGGCCUCUGGAGGAUAUGCUGCCUGGAAGGCCUGAAGAGGGGUGUGUGCGUGAAAAUUAACCACUUCCCCGAGGACACAGAUUACGACCACGACAGCGCAGAGUAUCUCCUGCUGCCCGGUGCGAUGGGGCACCUGUCUCAGUCACUCUGUGACUGCAGCCCCUGGCAUGACUGA